Molecule: messenger RNA, 750 nt
Organism: Onychostoma macrolepis
Lineage: Eukaryota; Metazoa; Chordata; Actinopteri; Cypriniformes; Cyprinidae
Product: snaclec 3-like
Exons: 1
Coding region: 1-750 (249 amino acids)
Source: RefSeq, a predicted model, not a curated record
AUGAAGGCUAUAGUUAUUGUAUUCCUUUUUUUGAGCCUCUUUGGACUGAGCUUUAGUCUGUACAGAAAACACUUCCUUGUGAAAAAAAGAAUGACCUGGGAAGAUGCGCAGAAAUACUGCAGAGAGCACCAUGAUGACCUGUCCACUGUCAAUGAAGAAGAGGCACAACAGAUUUCCACUAAUCCAGAAAACAAUAAUGGAUAUUUUUGGAUUGGACUGCACAUGAUUUCUAACAACCAAGAAAAAUGGACUUGGUCUGGAGGUGAGGAUCAAAAAAUCUUUUGGGACAUUUCGGAACCAAACAGUGUCACUGAACAGUGUGGCUGUUUAAACAGAUAUACUGCUAAACUGCACAAUGCUAUGUGCCCUAAUUAUUUGCAAUUCUACUGUAUGGAGGUCUUUGAGCCCAUUCUGGAGCAUCAGAAUAAGACAUGGGAUGAAUCCCUGAACUACUGCAGACAGAACUACAUUGACCUGGUGAGCCUAAGUUCUCAAACAUAUAUGGAAGAGGUGAUAAAUAAGACUCUAACAUCCCAGACAGCUUAUGUGUGGACUGGUCUGCACUUUAUGGCUGGCUAUUGGUUCUGGGUCAGUGGAGAUGAUCUUCAAUAUAAAGCCUGGUCUACAGAGGGAGAGAUCCAGUGUCCUUCUGGAAAUCUGCGCUGUGGAGCUCUGGACAGAGAACAGAAGCUUUGGAAACCCAGAGAUUGUGAGGAAAGACAUAAUUUUCUCUGCCUUAAGAAGCCAUAA